Biomphalaria glabrata is the source of this 1300-nucleotide messenger RNA. RefSeq lists its product as uncharacterized. Lineage: Eukaryota; Metazoa; Mollusca; Gastropoda; Planorbidae. The coding region runs from base 637 to 1242 and encodes 201 amino acids. The record is from RefSeq and is a predicted model, not a curated record. The transcript has 2 exons. Gene Ontology annotation, molecular function: nucleic acid binding.
UUUCUUUUUUUUUCCAAUAUCAGGGUUGUAUAUUUCUUUUUUGACUUGAAGUGUGUAUAAUUCCUAAUUCUAAACUGGUUUUAGUUAUUAUCCUCUGGUAUCUACUUUUGGUCAAAGUGUCUUCCAAGUAAAGAUACUGCAAUGGUUACAAAUAAAUUGGUUCUCAAACACCAAACAAAAAUCUACCCAGAAAUAAGUUUCUUUAUUAAACUAUGAAACAUAAUUUCAUUUCAGUCAGAUUUUCAUCAGAAUAGAUAGCAAUCCUUAGUCAAUGUCUCCCUGUAAGUCAGAUGCCAGGAGUGUUCAGUUGUCUAUGAUAAUAAAUAUUUUAGCUAACAAAAUAACUUGGAAAAAAUUAAACCUUAAGAUUGUGUUACAAAGAUUUAUUUUAAAGGUUAUGGUCCAUUUUUUGGUAAUUAUUAAUAUUUAAUUGGUGCAUGUUGACUUGAAAAUUAGUACAGUUUUGAUGACUAAUUGAAAAUUAGUAUCUUUGUAUGCACAUUAUUAAUUACUUGAUUAUUUCUAUCCAGAAAGAUUGAUGAUGACCAGGGCAGGAUCAUAAGUUGGGCCAAGCUGAUGAUGGGUAUGUAGCAAUGUUGGAUAUUCAAGUUGGCCUCCUUCAGUUGUAGAGCGACUAUGGUUCAUCUCAAACACUUUUCCAUGUGCAAUGUUGGAUAUGACAGGCAGAUAAACUCCCCAGCACAAAGCUCAACAAACCUCAGAACAGCACUCACAAAGCUCAACCACAACAGCAAAAAAACUGUCAUUCAAUGGAUACCAGCUCACAUACAACUAGCAGGAAAUGAGAAGGCUGACACACUCGCCAAGAGUGGGAGAACAAACUCACAAGUAAACUCUGCUCUCUAUCCAGAAGAAAUGAAGAAAUUAAUUGUAGAUAAAAUAAAUGAGAAAUGGACGAGCUCCCAUCCAAAUCACAAGAAAGAUGAUGCUUACUAUAAGCUAUCCCGACAAGACCAACGUCUAAUCUUUCGACUCAGGACCGGACACAACAGAAUGCGACAACACAUGUUCCGGAAGCUCAAAAUUGGAACCAGUGAAAUCUGCCCAUGUGGAGUAUCACCAGAAAAUGCCGACCACGUCCUCCAAAACUGCUCUCUCUACCAAGAGGCCCGUUUAAGACAUUGGCCCCAAAUCACCCCAAUAGAAAGAAAACUGUAUGGAGAGCUCCCUGAUUUGGAAACCACUGCGCAGUUCAUCUCAUGUAUUGGUCUAGUCAUAUGAACACUCCAACAUAACAAUGAGAACGAUGAAGAAGAAGAAGCUCCCCAGGAUGUUCCUG